AUGCACUGCCUGGAGGUGAUGCAGGACGGCGCCGACUACGGGGACGACGCCAGCGCCGACUACGGGGACGACGCCAUCGCCAGCCCGGACUCGGACGCGGCGGGCAGCCACGCGGCCGGCGACGGCGGCGGCGUCAACACCGUCGUGCAGCGGCGGCGUCGCCUCGCCGCCAACGCCCGCGAGCGGCGUCGCAUGCUCAACCUGAACACGGCCUUCGACCGCCUGCGGACGCACCUCCCCUCGCUGGGCAGCGACCGCCAGCUGUCCAAGUACGAGACGCUGCAGAUGGCCCAGACCUACAUCACCGCCCUCGUCGACCUGCUGGACUAGUGCGUCCCGCGCUUGACCGCCGACGCCGUGGAUCCGCCGGCGACUCUGGGAAACCAUGGACCGGGGUUCGAAUCCGAACAGUGCCAGUGCUCUUUUGUUUUUGCUGUGGUGAAAUUUGAGCUGAUGUGGGCUUGGCCGUUUUGCCGUUUGCCCGUUCUAUUCGCGCUCCGCAAUGGACCGCCUUGUUAGCGUGGCCGUGCCGUCGGCGUGCCGUCGGCGGUGAAGUGAGGCCGAAAAAGACAAGCGGCCCGCGGGGGCCGGACACGG
Molecule: messenger RNA, 597 nt
Organism: Thrips palmi
Lineage: Eukaryota; Metazoa; Arthropoda; Insecta; Thysanoptera; Thripidae
Product: protein atonal-like
Exons: 2
Coding region: 1-330 (109 amino acids)
Molecular function (GO): protein dimerization activity
Source: RefSeq, a predicted model, not a curated record